Molecule: messenger RNA, 4063 nt
Organism: Oncorhynchus mykiss (rainbow trout)
Lineage: Eukaryota; Metazoa; Chordata; Actinopteri; Salmoniformes; Salmonidae
Gene: snrkb
Product: SNF related kinase b
Biological process (GO): intracellular signal transduction; protein phosphorylation
Cellular component (GO): cytoplasm
Molecular function (GO): ATP binding; protein serine/threonine kinase activity
Source: RefSeq, a predicted model, not a curated record
GCUGGAAUGCUUUGACGUCAGUAGCAGGCCAACCCAGGCCAGCGCUCAGAGCGGAUCAGACGGAGGUGAAUGCACGAAUAGGCUAGCCUACUGCAGAGAGACGCACUCACAUCGAGCAUCCCUGUUGCCUCGUCAUUUGCGGAGACAUCGGGGCACGCAAACACUACACACCUGGCACAGUCAAUACAACAGGGCGAGGGGAAAAUAUUGUGUAAUAGCGUUAUUAAGAUUUUAACACAUCAAGUAGGCUAGUAUUCUUGGUAUAGAAAGAAGUGCAUUGCUGUUUACAGUGGUGGGUCGCUCCACUAGCCUCAAGGAUAACGCAUUCUCCUAACAAUGGUAAUGCAUCAGUAGAGAGAGCCUCCAGCCCAACCCUCCCUCUCUUCAUACCGAGACCCCUCAUCCAGACUGAGACUGUCUCCAGCACCAACACACCACUCCCCUCACCCCGCCCUUGCCCCGCCCCACCCAGACAUGGCUGCUUCUAAGGGUGGCUACGAGGGCAAGAUCGCCGGCCUCUACGACCUGGAUCGCACGCUGGGGAAAGGCCACUUCGCCGUGGUCAAGCUGGCCCGCCAUGUCUUCACAGGCCAGCUGGUGGCGGUCAAGGUGAUUGACAAGACCAAGUUGGACACCAUGGCAACGGGCCACCUGCUGCAGGAGGUGCGCUGUAUGAAGCUGGUGCAGCACCCCAACGUGGUGCGGCUCUAUGAGGUCAUCGACACCGCCACCAAGCUCUACCUCAUCCUGGAGCUGGGCGAUGGAGGGGACAUGUAUGACUAUAUCCUGCGCCACGAGGGUGGAGUGGCCGAGGACACGGCUAAAGUUCACUUCGCCCAGAUCGUCCAGUCCAUCUCCUACUGCCACCGGCUCCAUGUGGUGCACCGAGACCUCAAGCCAGAGAAUGUGGUGUUCUUCAGGCAGCAGGGUACAGUCAAGCUGACCGACUUCGGCUUCAGCAACCUCUUCAAGCCCGGGACCAUGCUGAUGACCAGCUGUGGUUCGCUGGCUUACUCCGCCCCAGAGAUCCUGCUGGGGGAUGAGUAUGACGCUCCGGCUGUAGAUAUUUGGUCACUGGGGGUGAUCCUCUUCAUGCUGGUGUGUGGACAGCCGCCAUUCCAGGAGACCAAUGACAGUGAGACGCUCACCAUGAUUAUGGACUGUCGCUACACCGUCCCCGCCCAUGUCUCCGCAGACUGUAAAGAUUUGAUCUCCCGUAUGCUGCAGAGGGACCCGUCUAGCCGUGCCUCCCUGGAGGAGAUCGAGAACCACCCCUGGCUGCAGGGGGUCAACCCCUCCCCCACAGGGCACAGUGCCGCCCCCCUCACCUCCCACCGCAGCCUGUCCCAGGAGGAACACGAGAUCAUCCUCCACGCCAUGACCAGCGGCAACAUCGCUGACCGCGAUGCCAUCCAACAGGCUCUAGAAGCGGAUCAAUACAACCACAUCACAGCCACGUAUUACCUGCUGGGGGAGCGCAUCCUGAGAGACAAGCAGGAGCAGCCCAGCGAGAUCCCGAAAGUUGACAGUUCGUGGGCCGAGCCAUCACAACUCCAGAGGCCGCGGUCUGAGCCUCUGGAUCUGGAGCAGAGGGGGCUCCAUGGCCUGCUGGCUGGCUGUCCCCGCCGAGGGGUGUCUGAUGCUGUGGACUUCCUGACCCACAGGCCCCUGCUGCUUCAGCCACAGCCAAGUCGCACAGAGAGCCCCUUCCCUGAGUACAGCACAGAGCCCUGCCUGGGGCUCACCCUGCACCCUUCACCUCCUGACGAACCUCCACAGAUCAAGAGCCUGGGAGCCCUGCAGCUUAUCUGUGAAGAGGAAGAGGAGGAGGAAGAUGAGGCGGAAGAGACAGGCAAACCACAUGUUGGAUUUCAUAAUAUUCAAACACUGCCUCAUAUAAUAGGCUUGGUAUCAACCUCUGUGUCUACAGAACAGUCUAGUCCCAUGCUCACAGCUCCAGAGGCUUCACAGAGCCCAGUCAGAGUAGUCCCAGGUCAGGGAGAGGAAACAGGCCUGUUGGCCACCUCAGUGGAGGAGGCACUGGAGACAGAGAGGGGGGAGUGGGACAGGGAGCUGCAGGCCAGGGUUUCUAGCCACAGCAGAGAGAUGGAGCCUGACCAGCUGGCAGCCAUACAGGAACAAGAACAGGGUAUGAUGGAGUCAGGGGAGAAGCCCAUGGAGGAAGGAGACAUGUCAUGUGACCAACUGAGGCUAGGUAGUCAUUUGACUUCAGACCAGCCAAUCAAUGGUAGUUCGAUCAGCCCUAAAGCUCAACCUCCAUACCUGCCUCGCCUCGGGGGGGUGCAGUGUUGUUGUGGGCAACAGGAAACUCCCAGCCCAGACAUCAUAGAAGGGGAAGAUGCUAUUCUUAAAAACAACAACACCACAGAGUCCAAGCCUAAGCUCCUGGUGCAGGGUGGGGGGUCCACCCCAGGCGCCUCACCCCGCUCUCUGCCCCAUAACCACUGUGUGGACCUGGGCCCCGACGGGGUGGAGAUGACCCGCAAGGUGAGAGGGCUUGGUGGGGAGUCUGAAGGGGACACUCCGGAGGAGCUUCAAUUAGAGAGAUCCCACAAUGCACCACAGGGUCGCCUUGGGCCCAGGGAGACGGGGACCGACCCUACGUUCAGACUGGAUCCUGGAAAGGGGAAGAACGUGAACCUGAGAGACCGCCUGCUGCAGUUCCCUCUCUGUGAGAAGGCCCUUUCCUUCAACAUCCAGCCCACCUCCAAGGAGAAACUCCUACCCUUCGCCCAGUACAACUGCUGCCAUGUACUGUAGGCAGGGCCACCUGUAGAUACCCUAUACCUCCCACAUUACUCACUCUGUCCCCUAGCCAAGGGGUAGGAAUGGGCAUCACUCCAGACACCCUCACACCAGGCCCAGACCCUGUCACUGUUCCAUCUACUUCAACUUCAACACAAAACACUGGUGCAGACAGUAUGUAGCCUAUCUGAACUAUCGGUCUGCGUCCAACCUAAACGGAAUUAUCAUACUGUGACCUCAGACACGUUCCAGCCAAUUGUAGUUAGACCUGUGUGGCCCCCACCCUGACCUCUUCAUACUUAACGUCUACUGCUGCUUUCUUUGUGAGACAAAAACUGGACCUCAUUGUGCUGCUAUGUACGGGACUAUAGAAAAUGCUUUUUGUGUGGUCUUCUUAGACUAUCACUAUAUACUGUAGCUUUGAAUUGAUUGCUAUUUUAUUUGCCCUUGUAUCAUAGCUUUUCAUUUUGUACUAGCCUAUCUAGAACUGAGCCCAUUUUAGCAUAUGGUAUGUUGUCACUCUGAGGCCUGCUAGUACAGUGCUAUAAUUGGAAUGUGUAAGAUGAUGCAUGCUGUAUAGGUGAAAGCUACACUCCAUGCCUCAGGCGCCAUCCUUCGUUAGCUCAGCUAGCGGCAUGAUGGAAGGUGUGAUGAUGCUCUAGACAGUGUAGCUGGAAGCAUGGUAUAAUUUAAUGCGCGGGGUUACUUACGUCAAUGACAUUGUUGGUGCACUAAUGUGGGUGCAUUGUUGAAUCUCAGUGGUACACAGUAGUGCAGAGGAGAUGUGUCGGGCAGCGUUGCUCAUGGUCACGUGAUGAAGUAGCCCCGCUUGCGAACUUCAAAACCAGUGUCUGACCUUGGACCAUGGGGGAAUUUCCUCUUGGUCUACUGGCCUGGUUGCUCCCUAGGGAGACCCGCGAUGAUAUCCUGUAUGUUACAUUGGCGACCAACGUGAGGCGAUCUCUCGUGGGGGAGGAGGUCAAAGGGGGGUGAAUGUAGUGGACUUGUCGGACUUGGUUGCUCAUGGUCACGUGAUCAGGGUCUGCGUUGGGAGCCGUGGGAGACCAUGGUUCAUAUCACGUGUGUUACAGUAGCAAGGCUUGGGAUCUAAACUGAAUGUAAGAGCAACACCCAGGGAGAGAAACAUUUUUGGACAGAGUUUCAUAAUGGAGACUUAAAAAUAUAUACUGCUCAAAAAAAUAAAGGGAACACUUAAACAACACAAUGUAACUCCAAGUCAAUCACACUUCUGUGAAAUCAAACUGUCCACUUAGGAAGCAACACUGAUUGACAAUAA